Molecule: messenger RNA, 1147 nt
Organism: Nicotiana tabacum (common tobacco)
Lineage: Eukaryota; Viridiplantae; Streptophyta; Magnoliopsida; Solanales; Solanaceae
Product: ATP synthase subunit delta', mitochondrial-like
Biological process (GO): proton motive force-driven ATP synthesis
Molecular function (GO): proton-transporting ATP synthase activity, rotational mechanism
Source: RefSeq, a predicted model, not a curated record
CUUUACACUUUCCCAAUUUCAUACAAACUACCAGCUAAAACCGGUAAACUCCACUACCAGGUCCCUCCUUCCCAAUCUCCGACCAGAUUUUGCAAUUGCCGCCCAUCUCCAUCUCCGCUUCCUAAUCUGGCGAUGCUUCGACACGGUUCACGACUCGUAUCUAGGGCCACCACGAUGAGGUGGCGCCGUCCAUUUUCGACCGACCUGGCGGCGGAAGCCCCUGUAGAUUCCAACUUCCUGGAGGCAUGGAGGAAAGCAAUUCCCAACGUAGAACCACCAAAGACUCCAUCUGCGUUCAUGGCCACUAGGCCCGCAACUCCAUCAUCCAUUCCCUCAAAGCUUACAGUCAACUUCGUCCUUCCUUACUCUUCUGAACUCUCCAGUAAAGAGGUUGACAUGGUUAUAAUCCCCUCAACUACGGGACAGAUGGGUGUCUUGCCUGGGCAUGUGGCAACAAUUGCUGAGCUGAAGCCCGGUGUCCUAUCAGUUCAUGAAGGCAACGAUGUCUCCAAGUAUUUUGUGAGUGGUGGGUUUGCAUUUGUUCAUGCAAAUUCUUUUGCAGAUAUAAUUGCUAUUGAAGCCGUACCACUUGACCGCGUUGAUCCCAAUUUGGUUCAGAAGGGCCUGACUGAAUUUACCCAAAAGUUAAGCACUGCAUCAAGUGAUGUAGAGAAAGCUGAAGCCCAGAUUGGCGUUGAUGUACAUAGUGCGCUCAAUGCUGCACUUACUGGCUAAACAAGCUGAGGUUUAUGUUUGUCCUUGUUCAGCAUACUUUCUCCUUCUUUCUGCCUGCUUGAUUGUACCCUUUUGUAUAAGCUUCUGGAAGAGGUAUGGUACCUGUUUUAUGCCUUGCAUCACCUGAAUAAAUAUGCCCGAGACAAGAUACCCUUCAUAGGCGUGGUUUGUCGCCGUAAUCCUGAACUGCAGUUACGAGAAUAGGUUUAGUCGAAAUUGUUCAGUGGCACAUUUCUGCUUGGGAUGUCGUCUUUGCAUUGCUUCCCAGUUCUCUUGCCGUCAUAAUUGUGUUAAUUCAUUUUUGUGUAGACGAAAAAUGGGCUACUUCCUCACAGAUUGAAGCUUAAAAGAACCUUUGGAAACAUAUAUUUUACUACCUAAUAAAUGCCGUAGAGCAAUAAAUGUUCUUUAA